This is a messenger RNA of Anopheles coustani, 3771 nucleotides long. RefSeq names its product NAD(+) hydrolase sarm1 (gene Sarm). Gene Ontology annotation, cellular component: dendrite. Gene Ontology annotation, molecular function: NAD+ nucleosidase activity; signaling adaptor activity; protein binding. Bases 252 to 3635 code for a protein of 1127 amino acids. Gene Ontology annotation, biological process: signal transduction; response to axon injury; negative regulation of MyD88-independent toll-like receptor signaling pathway. The record is from RefSeq and is a predicted model, not a curated record. Lineage: Eukaryota; Metazoa; Arthropoda; Insecta; Diptera; Culicidae. The transcript has 9 exons.
CGGAUGCGCCAUCUUAGCAAACGACCAAACCGGCUCGACUUAAGUGCGCGGUUGUGGCAAAUUUCUUCCACCAGAAAGUGCUACCAGUUUGUGGUUUAAUAUUGUUGCUUGCAGUGCAGGUGAAAGUGGUUAAAAAAAUCAAAUUAACAACGAAAAAAGACAAACAAAGUGAAAAAUCUUAUGUGCAGUGGAAAUUUCCAAAGUGAUUAUAUUGAAGCGAGAAAAAAAUUAUUGUGAACUAUAAAAAAACAAUGGGUAUCAAUCAGCCACCAACCACACCGAUCUCGGUGCUACGAGCACAGUUCCUUUUCCCCAACGGAAAGAUGUCCGACAUAGCCGAUACCGGUUCGCCCACGCCCUCGAUCCGCCACAACCGUUUCGCCAGCCCGAAUGCACCGCUCUCGACGACCACAUCCGGAACACUCGGAAGCGCAACAUCCACCAGCUCGAUGACCACAUCACAGGAGCAUUUGCUCAACAGUAGCCGAAGCAGUAGCAAAACCUCCAAGCAAUCGUCGUCCACCUCUUCCACCAGCACCACCACCAAACACAUAGAGAGUUCGUCCUCCACGCAAAGGAUGUCUUCGCAGUCGUCCUCCUCCGCCAGCAGCAUCACAUCGGCGGCCGCCGCCGUCAAGCAGGACCUCGGUGGACUGCAGAGCGCAAUUUCGGAGCUGGGGAACGUGCUGGGUCCGAACAAAACGUCGAGCAGCACGCAGAACUCCUCCUCCAUGUCGAAGGUCUCGUCGACCUCCACGAUCAAAUCGUCCAACAUCACCAACCAAUCGCGCAAGAUGUCCUCCCAAGCGUUAAAGAUCAACGAGUUAAAGUCAAAACUACGCUCCUCGAUGGACAGCCUCGACGAUCCGCAGGCGGACGAACCAUCGGUGCUCUUCCCGGACUCGGAAACGGACGACGACGGCAUGGGAUCGGCACUGAAACCGUUGGCAAACGGCGGCAACGGAAUGCUCAUGCCGAACGGCCACCACCACCAUCAGGCGCUGGUGAAUGGGUGCUCCGGUACCGUCGAUACGGUCAAGUUCGAGCAGAAGAAGAUGACCUCCGAGUCGAAGACGAAGGUGGUGACGGAUGGGUUCAGCAGCGAGAAUGCCACCACCAAUUCGGCCGAGUCGAAGAAGCUGCAGGCCGGCGACCUGGAGAUCGAGGAGAAGGCAGCCCUCCACGCUAGGAGCUCCCGGCUGGAGGUGGGCGGUGUGACGGCGGAGGAAAAAGGUGCCAUACUGAAGGAGGCCCGCUCGGUGAAGAUGGACGGCUUUCAGCAGACCGAAGCGAACAACAUUGCGGCCCACAGUCAAAAGGUACAGAGCGAACACUUUAGUGCGGAGAAUAAGGCCAUCUCGCAGGCCGUGCAGAAGCAAACCAUCUCGGCGCACCGAAUCUUCAACCAGGAGCAGAAGGUCACCUCGACGACGCAGUCGCAGUAUAGCAUGUCGAACACGAGUACGAUCAGCAACCGGUCGCUGUCCACCAACAUCGGUAUGCUCGGUGACGAUUUCCCCUCGUUCGAGGACCUGGAACGGUUGGGCAGCACGCCGGAAGAGAUCAACAACACGAUCGUGAAGUACUCGAACCAUCUGAAAAACUACGUGCAGAACCUCCAGCAAACGGAGCAGCUCAAGAAGGCGCCCACACUGCUGAACCACAUGAACGAGAUCAUCCGGAAGGCGUGGGCCGUGCCGACGUACGGCCACGAGUUGGGUGCGAGCCUGUGCGAUACGCUGCGCAAGACGGGAGGGCUCGAUAUCCUGAUGCGGAACUGCGUCGACACCGACUCGGAUGUGCAGUUCUCGUCGGCGCAACUGCUCGAGCAGUGUCUCACGACCGAGAACCGCACGCAUGUGGUUAAGAACGGGUUGGAUAAGGUGGUGAAUGUGGCAUGUGUUUGUACGCGCAAUAACGCCACCGAUCAUUCGCGCGUCGGUACCGGAAUCCUGGAGCAUCUGUUCAAGCACAGCGAGGACACCUGCUCGAACGUGAUCCGAUUAGGAGGUUUGGACGCGGUCCUGUUCGAGUGCCGUAAGAACGACGUGGAAACGCUUCGACACUGUGCCGGUGCGCUCGCGAACCUCUCGCUGUACGGUGGCGCCGACAAUCAGGAGGCGAUGAUCAACCGUAAGGUACCGUCCUGGUUGUUCCCGCUAGCGUUCCACAACGACGAGAACAUCAAGUACUACGCCUGUCUCGCGAUCGUCGUCCUAGUGGCAAACAAGGAAAUCGAAGCAGAAGUUAUCAAAUCCGGUACGCUCAACCUCGUCGAACCAUUCGUCACCUCGCACAAUCCGUCCGAGUUCGCCAAAUCGAACCUAGCGCACGCGCACGGUCAAAGCAAACACUGGUUGGAGCGGUUAGUCCCCGUGCUUAGUUCGAAACGUGAAGAGGCCCGCAACCUGGCGGCGUUCCACUUCUGCAUGGAGGCCGGUAUCAAGAAGGAACAGGGUAAUACAAACAUUUUCAAGGAGAUCGGAGCGAUCGAACCAUUGAUCCGGGUGGCGAGUUCCCCGAACGCCAUCGCGUCCAAGUUCGCCGCUCAGGCGCUUCGCCUGAUCGGUGAAGAGGUGCCCCACAAACUGUCCCAGCAGGUACCCCUCUGGUCAAUCGAGGAUGUGCGCGAAUGGGUGAAGCAGAUCGGGUUCGGGGAGUACGAGCAGAGCUUCUUCGACUCGAAGGUCGACGGUGAUCUGCUGCUGCAGCUGCAGGAGAGUAAUCUGCGCGAUGACAUCGGCAUCCGGAACGGCAUCCAGCGGAUACGGUUCGAGCGGGAGUUGCAAAAUCUCAAGAAAAUGGCCGACUAUAGCUCGCGCGAUCCCGACUGUCUGCACAGCUUCCUGAACAAGAUCGGUCCGGAGUACACCAUCUACACGUACUCGCUGCUGAACGCGGGCGUAGACAUUGAGUCCCUGCGGGACCUGGACGACGAUCAGCUGAUGCUGACGUGCGGUAUCAAAAACACCAUCCACCGGGCGAGAAUCCUGAACGUGAUCAAGAUGAGCGAUUCGAUACCGUCGUUCCGCUCCGAGCAGAGUACGGAGAAGAGCUUGGACGUGUUUGUCAGCUACCGGCGCAGCAAUGGGUCGCAGUUGGCCAGCCUGCUCAAGGUACACCUAGAGCUGCGCGGCUUCUCCGUGUUCAUCGACGUCGAGCGGCUCGAGGCGGGCAAGUUCGACAACAAUCUGCUGCAGAGCAUUCGCCACGCCAAGCAUUUCCUGCUGGUGCUCACACCGGACGCACUCGAUCGGUGCGUGGAGGACGUCGAUGGCAAGGACUGGGUGCACCGGGAAAUCGUGGCAGCACUCAACUCGGACUGCAACAUCAUUCCGAUUAUCGACAACUUCCAGUGGCCCGAGCCGGAGAAGCUGCCGGAGGAUAUGCGCGGCGUGUGCCACUUCAAUGGGGUGCGCUGGAUCCACGACUAUCAGGACGCCUGCGUGGACAAACUGGAAAGGUUCAUGCGAACGGAAGCGAACAGUCGUGGCGGGCUGAUGGAUUACGGCUCGCGCAACCUCCUCAACCGCCAGCCGGGCGACGCGACGCCCUCGUCCGCCAUCUACCAGCGCAUGCACAGCAACGACUCGGGCAAGAGCAGCGACAAGGAGAACUGCCGGAACCUCGAAUGACUAGAAGGCCCUUCGGUUGUCAGCCCGCCCAAUCCGCCCCCACCAUCCUCGGUCCCGCCGGCCGGGCUGGGCUCGAGCGGUUCGCUGAACCACGCGACCGCCCCCACGACGCCCCAUCCGCCCGGGUACCAUCAUC